AUGGAUCUGGAAUGCAGCGAAGGGGACUGUGAACAGACUUGCAAUGCUAAAACAUGUAAACUGAACUGCAGUGGAGGAAAGUGCAAGAAACAGGAAUGCUCUGAGGAAGUAAAAAUAUGUGAAAUGGGUCUAGAUUGCAAAGAAGGGGAUUGUGAACAGACCUGCGGUGCUGAAAACUGCAAUCUGACUUGCAGUGGGGGAAAGUGUAAGUUAAAAAUGUGUCAUUAUGAAAGAGAAUUAUGUGCAAUGGAUCUGGAAUGUAGCGUAAGGGAUUGUGAACAAACUUGCGAUGCUAAAACAUGUAAACUGAACUGCAUUAGGGGAAAGUGCAAAAAACAGGAAUGCUCUGAUCGAGUAGAAAUAUGUGAAAUGGGUCUGGAGUGCAAAGAAGAGGAUUGUGAACAAACUUGCAGGGCUGAAAAAUGCAAUCUGACCUGUAUUGGGGGAAAGUGUAAAUUGCAAGAGUGUCACGAUGAAAGAGAAUCGUGUGCAAUGGAUCUGGAAUGUGGCGAAGGGGAUUGUAAACAAACAUGCGAUGUUAAAACAUGUCAACUAAACUGCAGCGGGGAAAAGUGCAAAAAACAGGAAUGCUCUGAUGAAGUAGAAAUAUGUGAAAUGGAUCUGGAAUGUGGCGAAGAAGAUCGUAAACAAACUUGCGAUGCUAAAGCAUGUAAACUAAACUGCAGCGGGAGAAAGUGUAAAAAACAGCAUUGCAGCAAUGGAGUACAAGUGUGCAGCAUGCAUUGUAACGCCAUCGAUUGUACACAAACGUGCGACAGUCCCACAUGUCACAUGGCAAGAAGCUGGCCUAGCAAUUCUCAGGCGGUAAAUUCCAUGAAAACUAUAAGCUUGUUAUAUUCAACAAUUGCCUAA
Stylophora pistillata is the source of this 873-nucleotide messenger RNA. Its product is annotated as very low-density lipoprotein receptor-like. The record is from RefSeq and is a predicted model, not a curated record. Lineage: Eukaryota; Metazoa; Cnidaria; Anthozoa; Scleractinia; Pocilloporidae.